Molecule: messenger RNA, 1256 nt
Organism: Lactuca virosa
Lineage: Eukaryota; Viridiplantae; Streptophyta; Magnoliopsida; Asterales; Asteraceae
Source: the annotation of a GenBank genome assembly
GAUUUUAGGGUUUCACAAAAUCGAAACUUUUGUCAGCUUCAUGACGAAAAUUUUUAUUCUCCCGCUUCUCUCAAUCUCCCUCCCUGAUUCGUUUUCCCUCUUCUCUCUCACUGUUUCUACUCGCACCUCCCCCUUACACACCUACUCUAUUAUCCAAUAAGAAUUGGAUCGGUAGCUAUCGGCUCUUAACUCGAUAUCCUACCGCCCAUCGAUCGAUUUCACCCCCGAUUGAUUGUUUUCUUCUCCAUUUUGUUAUCUUCUUCUGCUUCUUCCACCGCCUGAUCUACCGCUAUCACCCACCACCUACGUUUCCGCCCUUUGAAAGCUCCACAAAGACUCCGCUUCUUCUGUCUUCCUCGCUGCCCAGAACUCUCACAACAACCAUCAGCUUUACACCGCCUCUCGAAAACCCUCUACACUCCUCCAAACGACUGCUCGCUCGGUGAUUGUGAUGAUGGUGUAAUUUCUAAAUGGCAGCAGCGAAUCAGAAGGGAAAAAGAGGUGGUAACGUUGGGAUAAAACCGAACAGCUCGGCGACCGUCUUCAAAGGUCCAUCGUCAUACCCAACAGCUAAACCCUUUCUGAGUUCCUACCAGUAGCAUGAAAAUUGGGGGAAAAUACUUCAGAACUGAGCUCUCACAAAACUUUCAUAUCUCAUUCCAGCUUACCGAAAACGUUUUGAAAUCAGAGAAGACAAUGAUAACAUAUGGUGAUGUGGAUGAUUUUAUGGGUUUUGGCCAAAACAUUGGUAUGUGUUCGAAGAAGAAGGUGUAAGGCUCUACUCAAUUUGUUGCAAGUAACCAUUUGUAGGCCAAGUAUCAGACCCUUUGAAGGAAUAUAUGGAGCUGGUGCACACUCUGAUUAUGGUUUUAUAACUCCCUUGGCAACUGAUAAUGUUUCUGGACUCCCAAUCCGGUCAACAGACACUCAUGUCAACCAUUCUACCCUCAAGUGCAGACUCCAAUUGUUAAUAAUCCAGCAUUUUGGGAAAGACUAGGAUCUGAUAACAUUGGAACAGAUACUCUGUUUUUUGCAUUUUAUUAUCAACAAGUACUCUGUCGGAUACAUGUACAAAGUAACUGUGAUGGACUCUUUGGCGUGUCCAACCCAGCAAAGCGGGGAUUCUUCCCUAGUUUUUAUGAUUUUCGAUGUAAAUUAAGUACAAGGAAUAUUUUAUACAAAGUAGGAUAAGAGAAGUGAAAUGCAUUGUAUUUGUAUGAAUUAUAUUGACUUGUAUUUAAGAUAUUUUUGUGAAA